Panicum virgatum (switchgrass) is the source of this 1186-nucleotide messenger RNA. RefSeq lists its product as uncharacterized. The record is from RefSeq and is a predicted model, not a curated record. The transcript is spliced from 2 exons. NCBI's taxonomy places the organism in Eukaryota, Viridiplantae, Streptophyta, Magnoliopsida, Poales, Poaceae. Bases 43 to 645 code for a protein of 200 amino acids.
CAGCACCAUUUCGCACCUCCCCCCACCAAAGACGCGCCCGAGAUGUGGACCUCCGACUCCGACCCCGAGCUCGCCGCCUCAUCCUCCUCCUCGUCCACCACCUCCGCCUCCCCGCCGCCGUCCCCGCCUCCCGCUUCCCUCCCCCGCCGCCCGCGCAACCGCGCCAGCCAUCGCCGCCGCCGCCGCGCCGCCGUCCCCGCGACAGCCGCGCCCGAGGCCGAGGACGUGUGGCGCGGGGCGCAGUGGGAGGCGGCGUGGCCGGGGCGCCGCUACGCCAGGCCCGUCCUGCUCGCGGCGGACGCCACCGGCUCCCCGGGCGCCGCGGACGACGGCGUGGGCCGCUCCAGGAGCCUCACGGACGACGACCUCGAGGAGCUCAAGGCCUGCGCCGACCUGGGCUUCGGCUUCAGCUACGACGAGAUCCCCGAGCUCCGCGGCACGCUCCCCGCGCUCGAGCUCUGCUACUCCAUGAGCCAGCGCCUCCUCGACGACGCCCCCCACCACCACCACCACCAGGCCGCCGACCCCGCGCCGCCCGUCACCAACUGGAAGAUCUCCAGCCCCGGCGACAGCCCCGACGAGGUGAAGGCGCGGCUCAAGUACUGGGCGCAGGCGGUGGCGUGCACCGUCCGCCUCUGCAGCUGAACGCCCGGCGACCGCCACGCCGCCGGGAGAAGCGAUCGCCGACAACCGAAUGGCCGGCCGGCCGACCGAUCGAUCAACCGAGAGGCUAGCAUCCCGCUGGACGAUGACCGGAUCAGAUCGAUCGCCGCUCCUGCUGUAAAGCGACGACGAUGGAGGCGCGGCGCCCCUGCUGCUGCUGCUGCUGCUGCGACGGCGGGCGUUGGCGGCUGCCAUGAUUGCAGCCGGGGAGUUUGGUGGGGGCAUCGUUCGUAGCGGACGUCGUGGGAGGCUGGGGAGGCUGGUUGCCGACUUGCUGUGCUCUCUGAUCCAGCUGAGCGAUCGACCUGCUGUCCAGUGCCAACCCCGCGCCCAGCCAAUCUCCAAGAAAUAAACAAUAGCGAUCCAAAUAAUCAUGUUCAGAAUAACAGUUGAUUAAUCUAGUGAGUGCACAUUGGGUAGAGGAUCACAGUGAAUAAAUAAAUAACUGAUGGAUCCCAAUCUUGUUGCUGCUGUUCUUAAUCAUUGGUUGUUUGCUUAAUCAUGAGUAUCUGUCUGUGUAUCA